Molecule: messenger RNA, 11313 nt
Organism: Brassicogethes aeneus
Lineage: Eukaryota; Metazoa; Arthropoda; Insecta; Coleoptera; Nitidulidae
Source: the annotation of a GenBank genome assembly
CUCGGGUAGAUAAGGUUUUUCAGCAAUUUUUUAUAAAUAACAACGAAGCAGAAUCAAGAUCUCAAUAAUGUUUUUAGCAUACGAAGAUGGUGAAAAAGUCCGCUCUAAUGAUUGAACGGAUAUACCCGCCGCUGUUUUUAUUAUUUUUUUGCUUUUGUUUGGAUUUUUCGAGCGGCUAUCUGCUGCUAGUCGACAACACACAACAACCAGGCGAUGUGAUUUUUAACGCAUCGGUAUGGCGACUUGGAUCGGACAGAUUCUACAAAAUCAACACCAAAAGAUCGGCGCCGUUUGUGGAGUCACUCCUGAAAGUGGAUCCUAGAAAUGGUCAAAUAUCGCUCAUAGAAGGCCUGCAAUGUGACGGUUUAUACUACCCAAAUUUAUUUACCGUACACAUAGACUCAACAUCGAACCGCUUACGAGAUAUCGACUAUUACAGUCUUCCACUGCGAAUAUUUAUCAUCGGAAAAGAUUGCACAGAUCAUAGCGAGGAAGACUAUGAAUACCUCGAUGAGUUCAGUAGGGAGAAACGUAGCAUAAGACCUAAAAGAAACGCUCUAGAUUCCGUAUUUAGCCAUGUACACCGCAGUGUGAAGGAUAAAAUAACGGAGGCUAAGCAAUGGGUAUCAGAAACGUAUGCUUCUUUUGCUAUACCAACCGUCGGAAAGUGGCGGAAAAUAUGUUUGAGGGAGUCUCAAUUUGUUAACUCUAUAAAAGCGUUUUUACCCAACACCAUAAGCACGUAUUGUAAGGUUAAAUUUCACUAUGUAAGUGAUGAUAGGUUUGUGAUCGAGCAUAGCCAAGGCGAUUUAGUAGCGAGUAAAGAUGUCUGUAUUGUGGAACCACUUUGGAAGGUUUCAAUCUUAUUCACAACCCACUGUGAGGAUGUCAGAGUCAUGAAUUCAGAACAUCGUUUAAAAAUUGUAUACCACCACCAAGAAUUUAAUGAUACCGAUAUCGCAAAAAGGGUUCGCAGAGAAUUACGAAACCAGUCACCAUUCUUCGAGCAACAUUUAUAUGUAGCCAGCGUUUUGGAAGAAUGCGAUCCAGGGGUUAUAGUGACUACAGUAAAAGCCAGAGAUCCUGAGAAUAGCCCCAUUACGUAUUCCAUGUCGAGUUUAUUGGACUCAAGAACACAGUCCAUGUUCGAUAUAGACCCAAAGACAGGAGUCGUCGUGACAAAAGUAAAACUUGAUAGAGAGUUAGUAGAUGUACAUUACUUUAGAGUAACCGCUCUGGACGAUUCUUUCCCACCUCGAUCAGGUACAACAAUGCUUCAAAUCAAUGUUCUAGACGCCAAUGACCAUACUCCAGUCUUUGAAAUGACGGAAUAUGACGCUAGCGUGCGAGAAAGCGUAAGCGUUGGAACCACAGUCAUCACCCUCAAAGCUACAGACCAAGAUGUGGGAAAAAACGCUGAAGUCGAGUAUUCAAUCAAAAGCAUAAGUGGUGGAGGUAUUUCAAGUGAUGAAGAAGACAGUCAUGCCUUCAAAAUUGACUCUAAAACCGGCGUCAUAACAACAAGAACAACUCUGGAUAGAGAGAACACCGAAGUUUAUACUUUAAUUGUGGGUGCCAGUGAUUUAGCCAGUCCUCAGACAGCGAGAAAGUCGUCUACAGCCAGCGUUGUGAUACAUAUUCUCGAUGAUAACGAUAACUAUCCGCAGUUUUCUGAAAGAACGUAUACUGUGGCUCUGAAUGAGGAUGUGAGUUGGACCAAUAAUCCUGUUGUUGCACAUAUCAAAGCCACAGACGCUGACCAAGGCACGAAUGCAGCAAUACGUUAUGCUUUAAUAAGCGGAAAUACGCAAUCACAAUUUGCUAUAGACAGCUUAACAGGGGAUGUUUCUUUAGUUAAACCACUGGACUACGAGACUCUACGUAACUACCGCUUAGUAAUAAGAGCGCAAGAUGGCGGCAGCCCAGCCAGAUCAAACACCACACAGCUACUAGUAAAUGUGAAAGACGUAAAUGAUAACGCGCCAAGGUUUUACACGUCUCUUUUUCAAGAGAGCGUUUUGGAAAAUGUACCGGCAGGUUACAGCAUUGUUAAGGUACAAGCUUAUGAUGCCGAUGAAGGCCCCAAUGCGGAAAUUAAGUACACUAUAGCGCCACGAGAUGCAACAGGGGGAAGUACCGAAGAUUUGCCUUUGAGUGUGGACUCGCAUACAGGGUGGAUUGUCACCACCAAAGAGUUGGAUAGGGAGGAUCAAUCCAAGUUCAUGUUUCAAGUCAUCGCAACAGACCAAGGCGUACCACCACAAUCAGCCAGUGCAAGCGUCAUCAUAACAGUGCAAGACGUAAACGAUAACGAUCCUCUUUUUGAACCAAAAAUCUACGAAUCGGUAGUGGCAGAAGAUGACCCUCCGGGCACCCCUGUAGCUACGGUAACCGCCACGGACCCUGACGAAGACUCCCGAUUGCACUACGAGCUCACCAACGGAAAUACACGAACACGAUUCGCCAUUACCUCCCAGAAUGGUAGAGGGUUGAUUACUGUAGCACAGCCAUUGGAUUACAAGCAAGAGAAACGUUAUAUUUUGACUGUCACAGCGACUGAUUCAGGUGGUAGAUCCGAUACAGCUACUGUGUAUGUUAAUAUCACAGACGCCAACAAUUUCGCCCCUGUUUUUGAGAACGCACCUUACACAGCCAGUGUUUUUGAAGAUGCCAUAGUCGGUACGACCGUAUUAGUUGUAUCAGCAAAUGAUAAUGAUGUUGGUUUAAACGCGCACAUCACCUACUCACUUGGGGAAGAUUCCGGACAACCAGGACAUACACCGGAAUUCACAAUAAACCCUCAAACAGGAGCGAUUGUAACCACAAAACCACUAGAUAGGGAAACAGCAAGUGGUUUUCUAUUAACUGUAACAGCUCGCGACGGUGGUAAUCCUCCCCUCUCAGAUACCACAGAUGUUGAAAUCACCGUUACAGACGUUAAUGAUAACUACCCAGUUUUUAAACAACCCUCCUACUCCGGGAGCGUUCUAGAAGACGCUUUAGUCGGUACCUCAGUUGUACAAGUAUCUGCCACAGAUGCCGAUGUUGGUCUAAAUGGGAGAAUCCGUUACACUCUUAGCGAGAAAGAUCAGGAAGACGGUUCCUUUGUAAUCGACCCUACUAGUGGUGUUAUAAGAACCAACAAAGGUCUGGACAGAGAGUCAGUAGCCAUAUACGAACUAGAAGCAUAUGCUAUUGAUAGAGGUUCACCAACGUUAAGCUCAUCAGUACCAGUGGCAAUAAGAAUCGAAGAUAUCAACGAUUCACCCCCUGCCUUUGAUUCCGACAAAAUCGUACUUUACAUAGCUGAAAACAGCCCUAUUGGUUCCACAGUGGGUGAAAUCUUCGCUAAGGAUCCAGAUGAAGGCGUAAACGCCAUAGUGCAAUACUCCAUUAUUGGCGGUGAAGAUUCUCAAAGCUUCUCGUUAAUCACACGUCCAGGUUCUGAUAAGGCCGAACUCCUAACAAUGACUGAAUUGGAUUACGAGAGUUCAAAGAAAAAAUACGAUCUCAUAGUGCGCGCGGCAAGUCCACCGUUACGUAGCGACGCUCAUGUGGAAAUCAUCGUUACAGAUGUAAACGAUAACGCCCCUGUUCUAAAAGACUUUAACGUAUUGUUUAACAACUUUAAAGACUGCUUUCCAACAGGGCCUGUAGGAAAAAUACCUGCAUUCGACGCUGAUGUAUCGGAUCGACUGCACUACAAGAUAUUGUCCGGUAAUAAUGCUAACUUAGUGGCUUUGAACGAAAGUACUGGACAAUUACAAUUGUCACCACAACUGAACACGAACGUACCAAAAAUGGCCUCAAUGGAAGUAUCAGUUACUGAUGGCAUCAACGAAGUUAAAGCCAUAAUGCAGCUAGCUGUAAGAUUAAUAACAGAAGAAAUGCUCUUAAACUCUAUAACAGUACGGUUAAAUCAAAUGACCAAAGAAGCGUUUUUAUCACCUUUACUAGGCUUCUUUGUGGAUGGUUUAGCCGCCAUAAUACCUUGCCCAAAAGAGAAUAUAUUUAUAUUCAGUAUACAAGACGAUACGGAUGUUAAUUCUAAGAUAUUAAACGUUAGUUUUUCUGUGAGACGUCCUGACGUACCUAAGGAAGAGUUCUAUACGCCACAAUUUUUACAGGAGAAAGUCUAUUUGAACAAAGCUAUACUGGCUAGAUUAUCUACAGUACAAAUACUACCAUUUGAUGAUAAUCUAUGCGUACGUGAACCUUGUCUGAACUAUGAAGAGUGCCUAACAAUCCUGAAAUUCGGAAACGCUUCUGGAUUUAUAAACAGCGAUACAGUCUUAUUCAGACCAAUUUAUCCUGUAACCUCUUUCACUUGCCAAUGCCCGAAGGGCUUUACAGGCUCUAAGGAGCAUUACUUAUGCGAUACCGAAGUAAAUCUAUGCUACUCCUCGCCAUGUAAAAACAACGGAACCUGUAAAGUAAGAGAAGGCGGCUACACCUGCGUAUGCAAUGAGGGUUUCGCGGGAGAAAACUGCGAGAUUAGGCUCGAAAAGGACGUUUGUAAACCGUCAGACUGCCGCGUGGAUAAAACAUGCAAUCCAAAACAAGGUCCAACUAGCUUUAUAUGCGAGGAGUGCAAUCUGGCUGCGGAAACUGAGCACUACACUUCAAUUUGUCAACUGAAGAGCCGCAGUUUCACGAAAACGUCCUUCCUCACGUUCCCCAGUUUAAAACAGAGACACCGGAUGAAUAUCAAAAUGAAAUUUGCAACGCAAUCCCAAGACGGCUUGUUACUGUACAAUGGAAGGUAUAACGAGCAGCACGAUUUCAUAGCUUUGGAGAUUGUUAGGGGGUCGGUUCAGUUUUCCUUUUCGUUAGGCAGCAAGGUAACGGCAGCCUCAGCUUCAGUUCCUGGAGGCGUUUCGGAUGGAAAAUGGCAUUCUGUUACUGUUAGCUACUUCAAUAAGACUGUAACAAUAUCAUUAGAUGACUGUGACACAGCCUUGGCUCUUAAACAUGGGUCAGAUUUAGGAGGAAAAUGGCAAUGCGCUGGAUACGCAGAACAUAACCUGGAAUCCCGCUGCGCCUCCUUGACCGAAACAUGUCACAGAUUCCUAGAUUUAACUGGUCCACUACAAUUGGGAGGUUUACCGGGCUUGUCAGCUCAUUUCCAAAUCAAAAAUCACAACUAUGUUGGGUGUAUAUCACAGUUGGAAAUCGAUUAUAAAUUUGUGGAUUUGAAUAGUUUUGUGACUGAUAAUGGUACUACAGCUGGGUGUCCAGAGAAGAGAGCUUUCUGUGAUACUACGCCGUGUAAAAAUGGUGGACAGUGCACUGAGGGUUGGGCCAUGUUUAAGUGUAUUUGUCCUGAAGGAUAUGGCGGAAGAGAUUGUAGUGAAAAAAUCAGCAGACCAUGGCACUUUUCUGGAGAUGGUACACUUUCAUUUAACCCUCUUCUAAGACCAAUACAAUUACCUUGGUUAAACGCUAUAUCAGUUAGAACAUUGCAGAAAGAUACCUUCCUCAUGUCGAUACAAGUUGGUCAAAACAGUUCUGCUGUUGUAUCUCUUAACAACGGCUAUCUUUUCUAUACAUACAACGGCGACUCUCUAUCAUUACCAUCAAAAAUUCUAUCUGACGGAGAAUGGCAUCAACUGGAAGUAACCUGGAUAGGCACAGAAAUUAAACUAUCCAUAGACUAUGGAGAAUACACGAAAACCUUACCAUUCGUAGAAAAAAUACAAGGUUUAUACGUAGGUAAAAUCCUAAUCGGAGGUCCUGAUAACACCUACUCAAGCCUUAAUGCUGGCUACAACUACUUGGAAGGUUGUAUACAGGAUGUACGCAUUGGUAAUCAUCAGACUAAUCUUAACAGACCCACUGUAAAAGAAAAUGUUGAGGAUGGAUGUUUUUCACCUACAGAAUGUCAAACGGAUUGCCCUGCUUCCUCUCAGUGCAUAACAGAGUGGGGUAAAUCCCAUUGUGAAUGUAAAGAGGGGCAUGUAGGGCCUCUGUGCAUACCUGUUUGUACUGUAUCUCCGUGCGAACAUGGCGGAAAAUGUUUAGAAGACACCACAAUAGAUAGAGGUUAUAAAUGUUCUUGCAACUCAUCAGACUAUUCAGGUGAAUAUUGUGAAAGCGAGAUGGCACAACCUUGUCCAGCUAGUUGGUGGGGUUAUCCUGUUUGUGGACCUUGUCAUUGCGACGUAGAGGCAGGAUAUAACCCUGAUUGUAACAAGGACAACGGUAAAUGUCACUGCAGAGAGAAUCACUAUCAACCCUCAAGAACCACAAAAUGUAUACCAUGUGAUUGCUAUCACAUAGGGUCAUACAGCACUCAGUGCGACCACGAGACUGGUCAGUGUAGAUGUCGUGACGGUGUCAUAGGUCAAAAAUGUGAUUCUUGUCCUAAUAACCUCGCUGAAGUAACAUUAAAAGGUUGUGAGGUUAUCUACGAUGGAUGCCCCAGAUCCUCAUCGUACAAUAUAUGGUGGCCUAGAACAACAUUUGGACAGGAAGCCAUUGAGAGUUGUCCAAAAGGAUCCUAUGGUAAGGCUUCCCGAAAUUGUGACAACGAAUUGGGAGGCUGGCAAGAGCCCGACAUGUUUAACUGCACCUCUCAAAGAUUUGUUGAAUUGAGAGAACAACUUUCCAAUAUAGAGAAAGGAGAAUUGCAGUUAAAUACCUUUGUGGCUAUCAAGUUAGCCCACGAUUUAAACCGAGCAACGAAUCUAACAAGGAAUUUAUACGGCGCCGAUGUUUUAGUAACCUAUGAUUUGAUAAAGGAAUUGUUGAACUAUGAAUUCAAAAUGCAUGGUUUAAAUUUAACACACAGUCAAGAUAAGGACUAUAUUUAUAAUAUUGUACAUUCGAGCAACGUUGUUUUAACAGAGGAAUAUUCUGAGCACUGGAAAAAAAUCAAAAAACUAACAGGGGAGUCCACAGAACAACUUAUUGAGUUUAUGGAGAAGUAUAUUAAUGUGUUAUCUAUGAGUCAACAUGAUACAUACACAAACCCCUUUGAAAUUGUCACUACAAAUAUGGUUCUAGGAUUAGAUGUCGUUACUCCGGAAUCCCUAUACGGCUACGAGCCUGAAGUAGGCCCUCAACUCAACAAUGGAGACUACACCACAGAAAAAGUAAUCCUCCCCGAUACAUCAAACUACCUCCAAGAUAAUCAAAUACCAUACUCACAUGGUCCGUUGGUCGCCUUUCCAAAGUAUAACAAUUACUUGUUAGACAAAUCAAAAUUUGACCAAACAACCAAAAUAUUAGUACCUUUAAGUUUACUAGGCAUCAAUCCCAUAGAGUCUGGCGAGCUUAUAACAAAACAUUCGUUACCUGAAGAUGGCGCUGUGGUUAGUUACGCGCAAUAUAAGCAAGCUGGGACCUUACUCCCAAAAUCGUAUGACGAGUCUAUUCUGCGUAGGUGGGGGGUGGAUAUAACAAUCGGUUCGCCACUUGUAUCCGUUAGUAUAUUGGUGCCAGAAUAUAUUGAAGCUGUGGGAAAAUCCAGUCCUCCAGUAAUUUUUGAGGAUGUACAACUGUCUGACAAAGAGAAAGAAAUGUGGAGCAAAAAGGUUUUCACUGAACCAAACGGUAAAUACCAUGAGAAUGACGCUAGAUACUUACACACUGAUAUGAGCAGAGUCAGAAGGGAUAAAAGUCUAACUAAAAAACUAUUGUAUAGAAGCCUAUCAGGCAUACCUUUGGCUUUGCCUGUACGAUUACAAAUAUGGCUAGACUCAAAUCAAACUGUUUUCAACGAAAGAUCAAACCCCCAGUGUGUACAUUGGUCUACCGCCAAAGGUUAUGGUGAAUGGUCAAGAGUUGGAUGCAGGACAGAGUUAACGGAUAACUGGUUUGAUAAAGAUUUCGAUGAACCUUUAAUAGUAAAUUGUACUUGCAACCACUUGACAACAUUCGCUGUAUUAGUUGAUGUUGUGGAUCUAGAGUAUAUUCCUGAACCGUCACUACUAGAAGAUAUUUCAAGCUAUGCAUGUUUCUCUCUAUCACUGCCACUACUACUAUCAACAUAUCUUAUAUUAGCACUUAUAAGAGGCCUACAAACAAACUCUAACACAAUCAGAAAAAAUCUGGUCCUGUGUGUCUUCCUUGCGGAACUCCUUUACUUCGUAGCCCUUAAAGCCAGAAGACCUAUGGUGGCCAACGAGUUCUCCUGUAAGCUAGUAGCAAUAGGUCUACAUUAUUUAUGGUUGGGAUCAUUUUCGUGGAUGCUAGUUGAUGCCAUACAUUUAUACAGAAUGUUGACUGAGAUGAGGGAUAUAAACCACGGCCCUAUGAGGGUAUAUUAUACCAUGGGGUAUGUCGUACCAGCUAUAGUAGUCAGUCUCUCGGUUGGUGUGAGAGCACACCAGUAUGGAAACUAUUACUUCUGUUGGGUAUCUUUGUACGAAAGCGUAAUAUGGAGUUUAGUAGGACCAAUAUGUCUGCUUAUCGUCAUAAAUUUCUUCGUAUUGGUAGUGUCGAUAAGAGCCGCGUUUACUCUCCAAGAUCACGUUCUUGGCUUCGGCAACUUACGAACCUUACUAUGGGUGUCUGUAGUUGCUUUACCUUUGAUGGGCACCACAUGGGUUCUGGCUAUAUUAGCGGCCUCUGAGAAACAUCCAUUGUUAACACCGUUUUUGUCAGCCGCUGUUUUGGUACACGCUGCCUUUUCAUUGGCUGGUUACUGUUUCGCUAAUCAGAGAGUCCGGCAAAAUCUCCUAAGGUCUAUAAUGAGAUGUAUGGGGAAAAAGGUACCACUUUUGGAGACAACGUCAGUUGUGGGUGUGCCAAGCACUAGCAGCCAGAACCUUAACGCCCAAUCAAGGUCGGCACUAGCCUACCAUUCAAGCAUGGACCCAACACGAAGAAAUAUCGGCAUUUCAGCUUCAAGCACAACAAGCCGUUCAACCACAAAAACCAGCUCGAGCCCUUACAGAAGCGAUACACAUUUACGCCACACGUCCACUUCCACCUCAAACUACAAUUCAACUAGCGAUGUGCCAUCUUACAUGCGCGGUUACGAGCAAGAAGGGUUGCAUAGACACCGAGAACCGCACCCUGAAGAAGGUGAAAGGAGGGAAAGACGUGGUGACAGUGAUUCGGAUAGCGAUGGCUCUGAAGGUAGAAGUUUGGAUCUUGCUUCCAGUCACUCUAGUGAUGAUGAUGAAAGUAGUACCAGAAGACACAGGCACAGAAACAACGGCGCCAGCAGACAAGGAUAUCUUCCAAACAUAACAGAGCACGUUGUUUCCCGUUGUGGCACUCCACCUUCUCUGAACGUUGUAACAAAUUCUCAACUCUUCCCGGCUGUUCCGCCAUCAUAUGGAUCCAGAUGGUCCAGUCAGCUUCCAGAAUCCUAUCUACCAAAUCCAAGCGUUCCAGAGAUUGGUCGUUGGUCUCAAGAAACGGGUUCCGAUAAUGAGUUCUGUCACAAAACAGCGUCCCCGAAUCCGCUUCCAAAUCCUGAUGUCACUCCGGAAACUUGUAUACCGGGAAUGCAAUCGGAGCAGUACAUGGUCAGGACUCACUAUGAUAACCGAUACAAUCCAAGUAAUGCCAUGUUCAAAGGCGAAUAUAUGCCGAAAAUGAUGCCGCAUGAGAAUAUGAACUAUCAGGAGUACGCGGAGAGGUGUUCUGAUAUCGAGGACAAGCACCAUAUGAAUGAUAAAUAUCUGUUUCCUUAUACAGAUAACCUAAUCACAGCUGAAGAAGACCACAUCCCGAUACACAACAACUACCAUGCCUCAAUGCAUCCACCCCACCCAUCGAGCCGCAUGAUGUCGCCCAUCACAAACGACAUAAACAACCCGGGCAUGGACUACCACGGCUCCACGAUGGGCUCGCGCAUGGGCUCGGUGCUGGGCAGUAUGCACGGCUCGCAUUGCGGCAGCAUGCGGGGUUCGCCAUCUCCGCUCAUGCCCCCUGUCAGCAUGAUACAUUCUGGACAGCCACCCGAGGCUCCUCACUGGUUAUGGGAAUAUGGAAUUAACAACUAAAAAUUUCUAUGGAUUAUUAUGGAUUGAUGAGAAAAACGAAGAAACAUCAGUGUGAUGAAUAUAUUUUUUACUAAAUGUACAAAUGACAUAUUUAAUAGUUUUUAAUUAGACUCACUCUACCAAAAUACACCUGCUAUAAAUAAUAAGUUGUAUAAGCUUUAAAACUAUCAGUGUAUAGAGAAUAAUGAAAUUAAAAUUAGGGAAACCAAAAGAUUUAAAAUAUAAAUUAAGUUAUUUUUUAGAACCACUUUUCACAACAAAAUAAUAUCGCUCUUUAAUAAGACUGUUUGAAACAAUCUGAAAUUCCGAAUUUAAGAAUGCACUAUGAUGAUUUUAAACUAUUUAAGUCUGGAGAAAAUUCUUUUCAUUCACUUGAUAUUAUUGUACAUAUAAAAAGUAAGAUUAGUAUUAGUAGUUUAUAGAGAACCAUAAUUUUAUUGCUCACUUCUUUUUAUGUUGUAUUUUAAUAGACAAUAGUAAUUUUUGUCCGGUGAAUAUGGAAAUGCUGAAUAAUAAAUAUAAUCUAUAAUUUAACAUGUCAAGCAGAUCCCAUAUGUUAAAUUUAACUAACUUUUUGGCGUGAAUAGAAAAUUUAAGAUAUGUGCCUUUUUUAAUUAAUCAAUUUCAAAAUUUAAUAAUUAGGUUUUAAAAUGUUAUCAACCCAAUAUCAACAGCCAUUUUUGGGUGCCAUAUUUUCAUUAAUAAUAUUAUUUAGUAUCCAGCAUUUUAUAUCAUCAAAAAAGUGUAAUUAUUAUUAAAAUAUAUUUAUUAAACUCAAAAUAGUACAGUUAUUAUAAAAAAAUAUUGUAUAAAACUAGUUAGCGAAUUGAUUUUAAUUUUGUAAACUUAAAUGUGAUAUUUUAAAUUCAGACUUUGUUCAGUAAUAAGCAAUUUUUAAUAAUUGUACAGAUACAUUUUUUGGCUAGUUAAAAAAAAUCAAAACCUCUAAAUUAAUAAAUUAUUUAUUUCAAUGAACUGCCACAAUUUGUAUGUAUAUUAAUUGUAUUUAAUUAAUUAAUUAAAUGUAGUAUUUAAACUAGUUCUUUGUAGAUUAUUUAGCCAUCAGAGGAGAAGACUUAAGUAAGCCAUGAUAUUUUUGCUAGUUUUAAAACUCUUAAAAAUCCUGUGCCUAAAAAUGCUUUUUAUGUUAUUAUUUUUUGUAUAAAAAACAUGUCUAUUGAUUGUGUGUAAGAUUAUUUUGUAAGAUCUCAAUUUAAUGUUUAAGUAUACAUACCUAGGUAAUUUUUGUACUCCAUUAUAUCAGUUUAUCGGUUGUAUUUAUAAUAUUCAUUCCAUUGUAUUGUUUCCUUUGUUCGUGCAAUUCUUUACAUUCCUUUUUUAUACUCAAAUAUUG